AUGGUUGAAUGGAGUUAGUUAGUGUAACCUGUUCAGCACUUUACAAGCGUGUGUGUGCGCAUGUGUGUGUGUGUGGUUUUCAACUGAACCUGUUCUUCCACUUUGCAAGUAUGCCCUAAUAAGGCCCGGGCUCUUGUAGUUGUUGUCAGUGUGACGCACUUCAUCGCUCCAUCUUCAUCCCCUGCAGGUUUUAUCGUUUCUUCUGCAUCUUCGAAAACUAAACAACAUGAAGGAUGACCCGGAGGCGCCGCCGCCGCCCACGCUGGGAGACCCGGCCAUUCAAUGCCGGGACGUUUGCCGCUCGUACGGAAAACUCCAAGUACUCAACAACCUCAACCUCACCGUGCCACAGGGACAAAUAUACAGCCUCCUGGGCCCCAGCGGUUGCGGCAAGACCACCAUGCUAAAAUGCAUCGUGGGAACUCUGAGCCUCUCUCGGGGUUACAUCAGCGUGUUGGGGAAGCCGCCUGCGUUCCCCGGCCACGGCGUGCCGGGCAGGAUGGUGGGCUACAUGCCCCAAGAGCUGGCUUUGUACAACGAGUUCACCAUCAGCAACACGCUCACCUUCUACGGACGAAUCCACGGGCUGACUCUGAGGGAAACCCAGGCCCGUAUUGAUUUUCUCAUUGAGUUCUUGGAUCUGCCGCAGAAGGACCGGCUGGUUCGCAAUCUCAGUGGCGGCCAGAAGCGGAGGGUGUCUUUGGCGGCGGCGCUGCUCCAGAAUCCUGAGCUGCUCAUUCUUGACGAACCCACGGUGGGAGUGGACCCAGUGCUCAGGGCCAAGAUUUGGCAACAUCUGGUGGACAUCGUGAAGACGGGUCAAGUGUCGGUCAUCAUCACCACGCACUACAUCGAGGAAGCCAGACAAGCCAAUGUGGUGGGCCUGAUGAGGAACGGCUGCUUGUUAGCUGAGGGAACUCCUGACGCUGUCAUGAAGCUGCAAAGCUCUACUACUCUGGAGCAUGCCUUCCUGCAGCUAUGCGAGACUUCAGACCAGAUGUGCAUUAAGCGAGUCUCCGGUACCCAAGACGACGUGUUGGGGAACAGCCAAUCAUUUGAAAGUGGGCGGGACGAGAGUAGACCCAUCCUUGCCAACGUGCCCAAAAGCACCGGGGAAAUCGUCAGCCAUUCAGUGGACUGGAAGGUGCGAGUCCGACACGUGAUUCCCAAGUGGAGGAACAUUGUCGCCCUCACCAUUAAAACCCUGCUCCGAAUGAGGAGGAUGCCAGGCUCCUUGUGUUUCCAGUUCCUGCUUCCCGUCAUCCAGAUGUCGCUCAUCUGCUUGUGCGUCGGUGGAGACGCGAAGGGCAUCCAAGUUGCCGUGGUCAACAACGAGACCUCCCCACUUGCUUUCAGCCACUCGCUGCUUUCUUUCUUGGACAAUGACAGUAUGAAGCAGGUCAACUUAUCUUAUGCGGAGGCUUUUAAAGGGAUCCAUGAAGGAAAGUACUGGGGCGUCAUCGGCUUUGGCAAGGACUUCAGCAGCUCCCUAUUUAAUAGGAUGUUACUGAAGAAUGUGUCCAAGGCGGUGAUAGAUGAAGGGUCAGUGCAUGUCUGGCUGGACCAGACUAACAAACAAAUCGCCUUGAUGCUGCAGCAAAAGUUGUACGACGCCUUCCAGGCGUUUGUGAAGAGCAAGCUAGGCGACAUGUCCUACAAGUAUGCCUUGCCCAUAAAGUUUGAAGAAGCCAUUUAUGGCAAACAGAACACAGACUUUACUACAUUCGUCAUGCCGGGCGCUGUUCUCAGCAUCGCCUUCUACUUGGCCUUGGGCCUGACCGCCCUCUCCUUUGUCCUGGAGAGGAAAGAGGGUCUUCUCGACCGAUGCUGGGUUGCAGGUGUGAGCUCAAUGGAGACAAUGCUGGCUCACCUUUUCUCUCAGUUGCUCGUCAUUAGCGUCCAGAUCAUCCUCAUGUUGCUCUUUGUCCUGCUCGUCUUCAAGAUGCCAAACGAAGGCUCCCUGGUUCUCAUCGUGUUGCUGAUCAUACUGCAGGGCAUCACCGGCAUCUCCUUCGGCCUGGUCAUCUCCGCCGCCAUCGAUGACGAGCAGAACGCCAAUCAGGCCGCGCUCGGACUCUUCUACCCUAACCUCAUCAUGAGCGGCAUCAUCUGGCCUGUGGAAUGUAUCCCCUACCCUCUGCGCUACCUCAGCUUGGCCCUGCCCCAAACCUACGCCUCACAAGCAUUGCGAUGCAUCAUGUACAGAGGUUGGGAUCUGACUCACAUGAUGGUUUGGAGAGGCUUCGUUGUCACUCUGGGCUGGAACACGUUCUUCAUCAUUGUGGCAACUCUUAUUUUGAAAUUCAGGAAGUAAACACACACACACACACACACACAUACGCACGAAGAAUGCCUGCAUGUGCUGCCCAUAGAAAAGGACAUUGUAUUGUGUAUGUGAAAGCUUUUACAUCAGGGCUGGCCAAAGUAUUUACGUGAUCCAAAGUCCUGGAAUGUUGUCGCGAUCAAUUAUCAUCUUCUUUAAGUCAUUGAUGUAAUUGAACAAUCGGCUAAUACAUUUAUUGUAAAUCAUAUCGUUGUCGUCGGGCGGAAGCCUCGCAACAACAAAAUCACCAGGAAAAGUCCAUUAAUAAUUUACGAAAAGAGAAAAUCACAAAGUGACUACGCUGUCAUUGAUUGAAACAGUACAGACAUUUUUCGUAAAACAGUACGGACAUUUUUUCGUAAAACAAAUAUACCUAACCCAACUAGUUUGACUUGUUAUGAUCUACUAUCUAAAACUAAACUAUCUACUAUCCUCAAGUCUUGAAAACUCUUGAAAACUAUCUAAAACUAUUUAUAAAACUGUUAUCUACUAUCAAAAACUAAACUACUUAUCUACUAUCUAAAGCUACUAUCUAAAUCUCUAGACAACAUAAUGACACAUAAUGUUAUAUAACAUUAAUAUAUAACAUAUAACAAUGAGGCUGCUAGACCAAUAGUGCAAAAAAUGUGAACUGGACCAUUUUUUGACAGUGCUAUACUGUACAUUUUAUGAAAUAAUUAGGACUAUAAUAAUGAAUCAUUUUAAUUAAUGUCAUUAUAUGAAAAAGUGGUUGAAAUAUUUUUCUCAAAAUAUUUUUACCGUAUAAUUUCUAUGAAUUUAGCCACUUUUGUUAAAAAUAAUAAAAAGGCGUUAUCUUACUCAUUUUUCUCUUAUUCAUUUAUCUCAUCAAACAACUGGCUAUUACGGACAAUAAAAUAAAAUAAAAGUUUAAAAUAAACACUGUUAUAUACUAUACGCAUUUGCAUUUUGCUUUGUCAAAUAACUGGUCAAGA
Syngnathus acus (greater pipefish) is the source of this 3276-nucleotide messenger RNA. RefSeq names its product ATP-binding cassette, sub-family H, member 1 (gene abch1). Bases 227 to 2314 code for a protein of 695 amino acids. Gene Ontology annotation, biological process: transmembrane transport. Gene Ontology annotation, cellular component: ATP-binding cassette (ABC) transporter complex; membrane. The record is from RefSeq and is a predicted model, not a curated record. Lineage: Eukaryota; Metazoa; Chordata; Actinopteri; Syngnathiformes; Syngnathidae. Gene Ontology annotation, molecular function: ATP hydrolysis activity; ABC-type transporter activity; ATP binding. The transcript is spliced from 20 exons.